Molecule: messenger RNA, 603 nt
Organism: Drosophila mojavensis
Lineage: Eukaryota; Metazoa; Arthropoda; Insecta; Diptera; Drosophilidae
Gene: mRpS18A
Product: 39S ribosomal protein S18a, mitochondrial
Exons: 2
Coding region: 90-557 (155 amino acids)
Biological process (GO): mitochondrial translation
Cellular component (GO): ribosome; mitochondrial small ribosomal subunit
Molecular function (GO): small ribosomal subunit rRNA binding; structural constituent of ribosome
Source: RefSeq, a predicted model, not a curated record
ACCGACUUAUAUCGAUAAGAUAAGACGUAAAAGACCGUCUAUUGUAAAUAGCAGAAUUUGUCUUUAUCAAUAAAAUAGUAAAUUAAUAGAUGGCUUCAUUGCUGAAAGCUGCCACCAGUAGUCUUCGGAGUACAUUUUUGCAGGCGCGUAGCAUUGCAACAAGCCCACCAUUGUUAAUAAAAGAAAUACACGAGAGAUUGGAAAACAAUGCACUGGUCUUUGAGGGUGUAAAUGUGGUGUCGCCACGUUCAGAAAAGAUGCUGAAACCAGCCUGCACCUCGAACUUCUGUCCAGAAUGUACCCUGGGUCUGGACAUUAAACAUACUGAUGUGCUUAUUUUAUCACAAUACGUCCGAUCUGAUGGCUGCAUGCUGCCCAGGCGGAUAACUGGAUUGUGCCACAGGCAGCAAAAGAAAAUGGGGGCGUUAGUUACUAUGGCUCAGAAGGCUGGGUUAAUGCCUAAUCUUAAUCCGUCUUGGAGCAAAAAGGAUCCAAAAAAGCGGUUUGGAUGGCGCAAGUUUAACAAAUACUUUAUAGAAUCAACGAUUAAGUACUGAAGUUAAUUAUAAUACCAGAAUAAAUGUAAUUGUUUUCCAUUGUAAA